Linum trigynum is the source of this 9963-nucleotide messenger RNA. Lineage: Eukaryota; Viridiplantae; Streptophyta; Magnoliopsida; Malpighiales; Linaceae. The record is from the annotation of a GenBank genome assembly.
AACUUCUAAUGAUCUAUAUUUUGAUGAUUACUAUCAAUCGUGUGUGACACAAUUUUUUGCCAAAUAAAAAAUUUACAUCAAUGUAUUUCAUAGUUUGAUCAAUUAUAUUAUUGUUGUUUAACUCAACUAAUUCGUAUGAAUAAUUUCAUUCAUGCACAGAAAUAGAAGCUAGAUGAGGUACUGACUGAUUGACACAUUUUAACCAACAAAAUUGGUAAACCUAACUUUUAAUAUUGCAAGAGGGUAUAAGAUCAAACAGAAGAGAGAUUGUUAGACAAUUUAUAAAACCAGAUUCCGUGCUUGUUUUGAAUAAAAAAAGAUAUUAAUAUUAGAGAAAAGAAGAGAAGAGUGAGUGAGACAUAAAGAUUUGGAGAUUCUCCACAAAAUGUGAAGACUUAUAAAAGAAAGGGAUCACAUGAACAGAACACCAACUAACUUUAAGUUGAAUGGAACCCAAUGAAGGAUUUUAUAAAGAAAUGUAAAGUGUAAGGGCACUCCACACUAAGUCAAGGUAUACCCUUUGGAUUUUUUUUAGUUAAUUAAAUAAUUUAAUUAAAUUUUGAAAAAACACUUGCCCCUAAAAAGAGGGGAAGCACAAACACAAAUGAUACCCUAUAGCCAUAUCAUAAUAUCCCAAACCUUUUGUAAAAUAUAUGUAUAAAGAGAGGGUUGGAGUUGGAGUGGAAUGGAAUGGAAAAAAGAUCUAAACCAAUAUCUUGUUUGUAUAUAUAAUAAGGGUACCUGUUUUUCAUGUUAUGCCCUCUUUUUUAAUUGAGCCCUCCAAUUGGGUGUACUAUAUACGUCCCAAUUUAUCAUGACAACGUGCACCAAGCAAUCGUUUGCCGUCCAAUUCAUCACCAUCCUUUCUCUUUUUCUUCUCUUCUCUCUUUCCAACAAGAAAGAAAGUGGUAGUGGUGGUGAUGAAGGAUGUAUAUGGGUUAAUAACAUAGUCGGUCACUAUACUUUGAGCUCAUUAACACGAUAGCUACUGAACUUGUGAUCGUUCACCAAAUGUCAUAAAGUUUGAAAGAUAUAACGUGGCAGUCAAUACAUUCAUUCUCAUCAAAUUUUGACUAACCAAAAUCAAAAUAAAAGGGGUUAUUUAUGAAUAUCGAUCGUGUAAUUAGCUAUUAUAGGUAAGGGAGGGGGAGGAAUCACGGUUAUUUAGGGUAUAAUGGGUUGGAAUUCGAUUGACUAAUGAGUUUAGUUUCGAUCAAGCUAAGUUUGAAUUCUUAAAUUGGUCAUGAACAUAAGUUGAUUAAGUUUCAUGUCUAUUUCUAUAAUUGAUUUGAUUGAAUUGAUUAGCUAACUUAGACAAUUUAGAUAAAAAAGAUUUAACAAUACAAUGCUAAUUAAGUUGAACCUCAAUUAUUUAGUCAUUCUAAGUUGGGUUAUAAGGACAUCGUGUGUGACCAAUUGACAUGCAUUAUUGUCCAUGUUUUGCUUAGUAGAUCCUCAAUAUCUAUAUAUGUCCAUAACUUGAACACCUAGCACCAAUCUAUGUAGUAGUGUGUGGCCAAUUGCACCUCUCCCUUUUCUUUUCCCUUCCUUGACUUUUUUCUCACACAUUGUUCACUUUGCUUUCCUUGGUGGUUCUUUAUAAUUCCCCUUUUCUCCCAAUCGAAUCCGUAGGUGGUUAAACCAAAGCUUUGUGCGUGCUUGUGGGUCGGAUAUGGUUGGCUUGAUGCAUUCAAUCAUGGAGAUAUGUGAGAAUAAAAUGCAAAGAUAGAUAGACAAGGAAGAAAGGUGAAAGGGAGAGAAUGAGAAUCCAUCCUAUUUUCCCCUAUCUUCAAAAAUAACAAUAAUGAUGUUAUAUGGUUCAUUGAAAGAUGAUAAUGCAUUGACGUUACUACUAUUGCAGUAUUGCCAAAUGUAAUUUUGUGAGAUUUGAGUAUAACACAUUUGUAUGAAGUCAAAUUUAUGAAAGAGACUAUCUUAUACCACCCGGGCCGCUCUUCUAUAGAAGAGUUUCAUGUUUUAAACAUUUUAAAUACGUUAUGUUCUAUUGGUUCAAAUAUGAUUUUCACAAAUUAAAACUUUCCAUUUCAUUUUUAAUAACAUAUAUUUUUGCCGCCCCGAGAUUGGUUAAUAAGUACAACAUAAUAAAUCUAGAAAUUGAAAGAGUACCAUACUUAUCAUCAAUCAAUUUCCAAUAUUAUAAAAGAAACCCCUUACUAUACACACAUCCUUGGUAUAUAUCUAUUUGGUCACAACUAUGUAGCAAUUUGAAACAUAUUAUCAAUGAUUCCAUGUCACAAUAUUAUUUAUUAAAUCGAAUUAUGUAUUUGGUUACGAAAGUGACAUGUGGGCUUUCUGCAGCCUGUACGUCGGCAAGACCCUCAUCUCCCAUGCCGAAUAUUGGCUUUAUAAUCACCGAACUAAAUUAGUAAUCCAAUUAAUUAAUUCUGCUAAUUAGUUUUUGGCCUCAAAACAAAUGUUUAUCUCCCCCAUGUGGGUGUGAUCUGCAGGACUCACUUAGCUUCAUAAUGAAAUAAUGACAUUGAUUACGGCAGUUUAGUUUAUAUUAAUUAACUUGACGCUCAUGUUAACGAAAAAUGCCCAAUUCCAUCGUCGAGGAUUUUUCAAAUUGAAACACAAUUAUUGUUAAUUUUAUGAAUUAAUUACUCCAGCUGGGACGACUAGUAGUGGCUGGCUUUGUUAACAAUGUCGUCCAAAAUGGAUCGAUUUGUUUCACUGUUCAAUUUUGUCGAAGCCGAUCCAAACGGCAAAGAAUAAUAAUAACAAUAAUAAUUCAGAUUUAUUUAAAUAAUGUAAAUCAUAAUGCUGUAUCGAUGAUGAUUCCAGGAGAGGAAUGAUCAAUGAAAACCCGUAACCUAAAUAAUUAAAAUAUGAGAUUAAAUUACUUGGAAUUGUCCAUGCCAUGUCGGUUUUAUUUGGAAGUCUUGCAUAAUUGCCGAAUUCGAGAGGAAAUUGUAUAUUUUUACGUCUAAUUUACAGACAUAAAUGAAGAGGUCAUUGUUUUUAGGAUCUCUUUAUAUGUCAUUUACCAUAGCACUACAAAUUGGAACUAUCGAGGGUGUCAAUGAGGAAGAAAUAAUGGUGACAAUUAGAGAUUUGACUAUGAAUUUUGAACGGUUUUUGUAUUUUUGUUUGGAGAUGAUGUUGGUUCUAGGUCACCAUGACUCAGAUAAUUUUGAAUAUGUUUGCUGUAUUUUGGAUCAUUAGGCUGAUACAAAGCUGGUAGACUUCUUACAACUUAUUUUAUUGCUAAACACUUGAACUUUAUAAUGAAGAGGUUGUGGAGAGGUGAUUAGUUUGCGACUUCCGUCGAUCGUAUGAACGAAAUAUGUAUUGUUUAAUUGAUUUGUUUUCGUUAUAGAAAGUUGAGACGUUUGAUUAACUCAUCAAGAAGAAAAAAAAAGGAUAAAAUUAUCGACCGAAAAGAAGAGGACAAAACAAUAACAGCCUCAUCAAGCACAUAGAUGAAUGUGGCUAUUGGGCAGCUUCGUUGAAAUCUCAAAACAGAAAUAAAAUUUCAUUCAUACAUAUAAUAGAGAGAGGCUUUGGAUUAAUCCAGUGGUUACCUAAUAAUCCAAUUUGAGUACAUUAAUCAAGAGAUUAAUCAAUGGCAUUGUUUUUAUGUGUGAAUAAAAUAAAACGUGUUGUUUUUUAGCCUGUUUCAAAUGGCUGCAGGCCCCAUGAUGGAAACAGCCUCUUGUGUUGAAGAUUGUUGUUUUUAGCCUUGACAAACAAGGCAAACCAAAAACCCUCUACAGUCCAAAACGCUAUGGAAUAAUAUGUUACUAUAGGCGAUUCCAAUGGCGGGUUUCUAUUUCUUUCUUCUUCCAACUUGAUUGAACAUGGCGGGGAGAGCAAGGAAAUUUCCUGUCAAACAAUACAAUGGGGGACAAAAAAAAAAUGAAGCAAUUAAUCAAAACCUAUUGAUCUCCUAAUCACAAACUGUGCCGUAGUUGCAAGACAAUUAUGUAGGUUUUAUUCCUGGACUUUUUCGUGUACCAAUCCGAACUAUUGACAAAAAAAAGCCUUCUCUUGCAUUGUGGUGGUUUUGUAACUCCUAAUAUAGAAUGGAGGAAAUGAGAGAGAACAAACAAACAAAUUAUUUGUGUUAUGUCUACGGAGUUGGUUGUCGUCCGCAUCAAACUACCUUGUGUACAACAUUAUUUAUUAUAAUCAUAACAUAUAGUAGAGCUUGACCGAUCCUUGGCCCUAGACACAUGUGUUAGGGUCGAGUUACGCGACUUAAGUACGAAAUAGAAAGGGGUUAUUUCCGGUAAUUCAACAAGUCGACGUUCACUUUGUCCAUUAAUCAUGAAUUGAAGCGUUCUGUCUCAAUCCGUUUUUAGAUAUAAAAUUCAUACAUAGAUAUUAAUUUGUUGUUUAUUUUUAUCUAGAGCCUGGUAUUAUCGCGCACCCAGAAUUAAUGGUUGUUUGUUGCUACUUGCUGCACAGAUGAAUACCUUGAUUAAAUGAAUAUUCCUUAUGUUGCGUUCAACGAUCUCUCCCCGUCUUCUUCUCCCCAACCAAAUAUAUUGCCGUACGUACAGAUAAUUCACAGACGUGCUUGAAGGAAGGCAGGCAGCCAAGAGAUUUGAAAGGCAAGUUGGUAGAGAUUUUGGUCAAACUAUUCUGUUAUAGAAAAGGGGCGGGGGUGUCAAUUCCAGUUCCAGUUGAAUUCAAAAACAUUCAGCCCGAAGAAAAGAAUGGCAAGAAAAUAGAUAGAGCCUUACAUGACCAGCAAAGCCCGGCGGCCACGAUAUAUUAACAAUUUGUGCUGACUACAUAUAUUCAGAUUCAUUCAUAACCGUAUGAACAUUUCUUGAAAUACGUGGAAUGGUUACUAUAUAUAUUUUUAAGGAAAACCGCCAAUUAUAUGUUAUGCACACGGUUUAAUUUGGAUUACUCUUUGUUCUAAUUAGUAGUUGGGAUCUGCAAAUUAUUGCCCAUAAAUACCAUAUGUAAAUAACGAGGAUAUAUCGAUCAUAAGAUACUCUAAUAAUUUACUUGGUUCAACAUGACAAUGCCUACAUCUAUACACGAGGUGUGGAGCAGUAGUCUUAUUGCACUAUUUGUGCAAGUCACAACGAAACAUGAAUUGUAGUGGUGCAGAAGGUUAGAGACCGGAUUGUGAAGAUCAUUCUAGACGAUGGGUUAAUCGCUAUUGUUAAGGUAAAAAAAAACUAUUUAUGAAGAAAGGCUAGAUGUUUUGUAUUGUUCAGGUCAAAAUGAAACACUAAGAAAAUGGUGUAAUAUAAUAUAAUUUGUCAUAAACCAACUGGUUCCGAUAAUUUGAAUUAUUGGAAGAGGUUCCUGUAUGGAAUCUUAACCACUUCUCUAUAUUGGUAUUGGCCAGAGAUAUGCUAUGGGACGAAGUAGACUCUUUGACGGGAGACUCGCCAUGACCCAAUAUAAUUAAGCUACUUCUGAUCACGUAACUAUUCUUGCGACUGCAUUGUUUAUAAAACACAACAAAAUAUAAAUUGUCAAGAAGACCAACCGACCGAAUCAUCAGGAUCAUUCGAGAAGACGGGUUUAAUCGCACUAUUGUUAAGGUCAAACCCUAGGAAGAGGAAGAGAUGUUAUGCUAUUGUUAAGGUCAAAACCCAAACCCUAAGAAGAAGGCACAACAUAAUUAAGCUUAGCUUCUUGCAAUGUAAAACCUAGCAAAGCUGGCUAAUAACAGUUAACAUUAUAUACUUGGAGAUUCCUUGUGCGAUAUUUCGCCGAAACUCACUCCACAUUACAACAACACGAAGGCAACCAACCGUACGUGGCAUAUGUUUGAGAAACAAGAAGCCAAAUAACGCUCUCUUCUAUUCUAGGCCUUUUCUUCAUUAGCAUAAUUCGAAAAGUACGGUGAAUUUUACAAUAAAGGAACAAUGUGAAUGGAUCUACCCUACCUAGCUAAGUUCGUUCUAGAUGGCAAAAACAAUCAAAGAGAUCUUUGAAUAUAAUUGGAGUUGUGCGAUUAAUGAUGUGAUUAUAUUUAUCCCCGUUCUUAUUAGCUGGCUUAAUAGGAUAUCCGGCAGCAAGAUAAAAGGCUGGUGAAGAAUAUGGGGUAACAAGAAGGAGAGGAAAAAGAAACAAGUAAUGUGGUUUACCAUAGAUUCAUUCUUGACAUGGUUUUCCAUCUUUGUGAUGAAACAUACCAUUUUAUGGGUGGUACGCUUGUGUACAUCAUCCGUAUUUUACUACUAAUUUCAUAUAUCGAUGUCUAUCGCAAAAGAAAAGAAUCAUUAAAGUGUAAGUUUUAUAUAGAAAAACAAGCCAAUCAAGAUUCAUUAACCUAACUAACAUCGUACGGUACUCUAUUCAGUCGUACAUACCAUUAUCAUGAUUAGAUAUAUACUGACUCAUACCAUUUAUGAAAAAUCAAUUAAUCUGCACACCAGUUAGGUAUCAUGUAUAACAUAGUUCCCUCUUUAUGUAGAUGUGAAAGAUACACGUAUGGUUAUUGAAAUGAUUUUUUUUAUGAAUUCAACGAAAAAAGGAGAAGUAAAUGGGUUUUACGUGAUAAAGUUGUAAUGCAUCGUGUAUUGAUUACAAUAAAUAUCACAAAACUACCGAAGUAGUGUUUUCAAAAUUACAGUUCGUUAUGUAACUAAAAACGGAUUCGUAAGCUGUUCAUCUCACCAUUUUCAUUUUUUAUUUAGAUUCAUUUACAAUCAACUCAAGUUCUCAACAAUACAGAAUACACUUAGAAACUAUCAACCAAAUAAGUACCAAGAAGGAUAAAAAUGAGUAAGUUCAAAAUAGGAAGAGAGGGUGGGGAAAAAAUAGGAAAGAUCGACCCGACCGGAAUUACUAUAAAGAACGGCCGCCCAGAUUACGAAACUACCCACGGGGAUUCUGCCGAAUUACGGGCAGCUCUGCGUUUGGUUGUGGAAUAGGAGUCAAGCAGGCAGGAUUAGGAGGAGGUAGCAAUAGCAAAUCCUCUAAUUAAUUAAUUGCCUAAUUAAAUUAAUCACACCCCAUAUUAGUGUGAUGAACGGACGAACGAACCUUUCUUUCUUCCUUUAAUUAAUCAAAACCCCGAUUUAUUACGUUAAUAAUAAUUUAAUAUCACUUCUUCCUAUUCUAUUCAGUAUUUAAUUUUAAUUGAAUUAUCUCGUUUUCUUUUCCCUUCAGGUAACCGAAUCCCAGAAUAGACAAAGAGAUCCUUAACCAAGAAAAAACAAAUCCCUUCUCUCUCUCUCUUCUUUAUCUUUGCUUUUCUUUCUCGUCGACAGCUACAAAUAUAUUUCUCCGUUCGCCAUUCCCCUUCUCAAUUCUCUCACUACUCUGUUUCUCUCUCUACCACCAAACCAUUCAUAAACCUCUCCUCUCUCCCACCAUUACCAUUCAUCAGUUCCCUUCACCGAUUUUGUAUGCCGCAACUGCUCAACUCUCAUUGAUUCUCUCCCUCUCUCUAAAUCUCUCCUCCCGCGCUCUUCGCUCCGACGCUCCCUUCUUCUUCUACUCUCUGUAAUGGCGGUCGAGGCCAGGCAUCUCAAUCUCUUCCCUUCCCAGCUCCUCGGCACCAGCCGGGAGAUAAUGAAUUCGAUCGAGGCGAAUAACAAUAUGUACGCCAGCCAGGUCGGGUUCGGCAUGCCGUUGUCCGGCACCACGACGGCGACGGAGGCUCUGCUUCCGAUGUACAACUCGGCGAUGGCCGACUCGAAUAAUUUCCUUCUUCCUUACCAUCAGCAACAGAAGAUGGCGACGGCGAUCAAGUCGGAGAUCAGUGGGCUCUCGACGUACAACAACAACAACAUCAGUCAGAUUCCGGCGUCGAGGAAGCGGCCGAGGGAUUGUAUGAACGGUAACGGAAAUCCUCUGUUCUCGUCGUAUCAAACGCCUCAUCAGUCGAAUAACAAUAACAAAGCAACCGGCGUUGCUCCGUUCUCGUUUCUCGGCCACGAUUUCUCCCUCCAGAUCCAGCAGCAGCAACUCGACGUCGACCGCCUGAUUUCUCACCAUAUGGAGAAAGUGAGGGCGGAAUUGGAAGACAAGAGGAAGAGGCAAGCGAGGAGGAUAAUCCAAAUGAUCGAGGAAGGAAUGCUGAAGCGGCUCAAGGCCAAAGAGGACGAGAUCGACAAGAUCGGGAAACUGAAUUGGGCGCUGGAAGAGAAAGUGAAGUCGCUCUGCAUCGAGAACCAAAUCUGGCGAGAUUUGGCGCAGAGCAACGAGGCCACGGCCAACGCCCUCCGCUCGAAUCUCGAACAAGUCCUCGCCGUGAGAGACGACCAGCACCACCACCAGUCGCUGGACGACGCGGCGGCGCUGAUGGACGAUGCCCAGUCCUGCUGCGGAAGCAACGACGAUUUCGAAAACCGAUUGGCCGGCCGGAGGGAGAACGAGGACGAGGCGCCGGAGAGCAGUAAUAGAAGCAGCAGGAUGUGCCGGAAUUGCGGGAAGGAAGAGUCGUGCGUGUUGCUCCUGCCGUGCCGGCAUUUGUGCUUGUGCAGUGCCUGUGAGUCCGGCCUCCAUUCUUGCCCCAUCUGUAAAUCCGCCAAGAACGCCAGCUUCCAUGUUAACAUGUCGUGAGAGAGAUCUCUCCGACGCCGGCGAAGCUCCGGCGGACUAAAAGACCAAAAAAAAACAGUUCAAAAGAGAUAAGAAAUUCAGGCGAAUUCUGAAGACAAAAAAAAUUGUUUAUUCCAUCUAUUGUUUCUCCUUGAUCUCAUCUAUUUCUCGCCUGCUUAGAUAUUAAUCUAACCUCUCUUUUUUUUAAUUUACUGGAAAUAUAUCAGUUGAAUUUUUGAUAAUACGAUUUAUCCUCCCUUUGUGUCAGUUAGACUUUGAGAAAUGAACUUUAGGAUCUGAUUUGUUAGUGAGUGAAAGUAGAGUGACCAUUUUGGAUAAUUACCGUCGUAUUUUAGCGGGGAACGUACGUAGGAGGGAAAAAGAAAACAAAGGACGUGGGCCCCGAAAAGGAAGAGGGCACAGGUACGGGCGUGAAGUAGGGUGGGGCCCAGGCAUCUAACCGACAGAUGGACCGAACAGAAGAGGAAUAGCGCGGGAGGGGCGAAGCGUGGGGAUUACGCGCGAGUGGAGUCAACGAGAAGACGGUGUUUGUGGGGGAAAGGGACAGGUGUGAGGCAAAAGCUGACACGUAGGACGCGCGCAAAUGUCGCUGUUGUUCUGCAGUUGUUUGUCUCAGUAAGUGGCGCCAAAAAAGAAAAUAUAACCGAUAGGAGAGACUGACGACCACCACUAUUUCCCUUUCUCUCUCCCGUGCGCACAUUACUGUUCCCCUUUUAACAUGAAAAACCGUAACCCAAAUCGUUUUAAAUUUUAAUGAAGUUUUUCCGUUACAUAUAGUCCUAUUUCGUAUUAGUUUUCACGCUACUAGUAAGUCAUCUGACGAAUUCUUCAUUAUCUUUGACUGAAUUGAACUAUACACGAUUUACUCGACUCUACGAAUAUGAUGAAGGAGCGAUGCACCCGAAGAUUUCGAGAUUAACCCGUUUGUCGAGGAUGAUUAAUUGAGGUGAAUGGGUGGUUGGAAGGAAGGAGCCCCGCCAAAACAGGCAAAGAAAAGGUGCCAAAGGCCAAAAAAAAAGAGAGAGAGAGUGAAAAAAAGGCACAGCUCUGUUGCCUGCCUGACAGAGUCUCUGGUGCCGUUGCGUUUGCUUAGGCUGUUUGCUGUGUCCAGCAGCGUAUCUUGGGGCAUCAUCCUUUGGCUUUAUUAUUCCAACCAAAGGCUAGCGAGCACGACGUCGUUGUCGUCAUCUCCUUUUCCUCUCAUUGUUGUUUCGUUGGUUCUAUUCCCUUGUGAAGCAACUCUCUUUCCGUUUCGAAUAUGGUAAUGGGGUAUUUGGUUUUUUUUCCUAUGGAGGAUGGUGAUGCGAUGACGACAUUGUAGAUAUCUUCAACGGGAGUGGGAGGAUGGAUGGAUGGUGGUGGGUCGGGAGGGUAUGUGUUAAGGAAAGUCGAGUGAUUGUAUACGUCGUUAUGGUUGGUUUCGGUCACGGUGAAUCGGUAUAAAGAUUAUCGUUAGAA